Kwoniella mangroviensis CBS 8507 is the source of this 1419-nucleotide messenger RNA. RefSeq lists its product as uncharacterized. Bases 1 to 1419 code for a protein of 472 amino acids. The transcript is spliced from 3 exons. Lineage: Eukaryota; Fungi; Basidiomycota; Tremellomycetes; Tremellales; Cryptococcaceae. The record is from RefSeq and is a predicted model, not a curated record.
AUGUCAACCUCUCUACUAGACCUUAGCGAUGAGGUGCUUCAGCUCAUCAGUCAAUAUGUCAACCAAGACGAUUCCAUACCCAUACCCUCAUUCGCCCCUCAUUGGAAAUUGACAACGAACAUUCAGAUCGCUACCGCAACUUCUCGAGAUAUUCGAGCUUUCAGAGCUACCUGUAGAAGGCUCAGAAAUGCGUGUACGCUCAAAGGUCUGCAUGUGGUACUGGGAAGGACCAAUGGUACAAUCUCAGCCGGGCGGUGGGAUGACAGCCUAGCAGGAGAUAUGAGAAAGGCCACCAGCCGUAUUUGCAUUGACGUCCCCACAUCCUCACUGGAAUCCGGUCUCCAGACAUGGUCAGAUUGCGCUAGCUGCCUAGAGGUGUUUAGCAAUAUAGAAGAAAUGAUCAUUAAGAAAGGUCCUCGUUGUCAUCACAUCCCGAACGACCAGACGCACACACCGGUAACUCAAGGAUUCAGCCGAUACAUGCAACCUUGGAGCACUCAAAGCUCGUUCGAUCAGCUGACAUCCCUAUCCGUCGAAGUUGAUUGUCCAGAUUGCUCUUUCGGUUUUCCGACUUUCUUUCUACCUUCAUUCCCAAAGCUCAAACACCUCAAAUUUUAUCUCUCACCCUCUUCAAACACUACUUCAUGGGACCCUUCAAAGGACUUUAGAUUGCUCUUCGAGGGACCUAACAGCAGCGAGGAGAAAGGUUGCUUGGAACUGGAAACGCUGUAUCUACGAUACCCCUGGUCGUCCCGAGGAAACAUAUGGAAGAAUUGGGGGAAAAUAAUCAAGGAGUCGUUCAGUCUCUUUCAACAUUUAAGAGAUUUCCAAAUCACCGCAUUCAACGAUAAGAGGGAAUUGGCCUUUGGGACAUAUCUCAUAUGCUCGAGGGACGAGACGGGAAAACCCAAUCUGGAUGCGAAGAGUGUGGAAAAGGGCAGAGGAAAAGAAUGGAAGUUUGAAGUGAUGAAUCUGGAAGAUGGGGAUUGGCGGAAUUCAUGGAGUCUUGAACAAAUGAUGACGUACCUCUCACCACCCCAAACCCUCAAGCUAUUUGACCCGGUCAUCGUAAUCCAGCCAGGCGAAUCGCGGCCUCAUCAUCUUACAUCUCCUAAGGGUACCAGCCACCAGAAAUCUGUAUACCACGAUACUCACUCAUAUGAGGAGACAAGGUAUGACAGCUUACUCAAAAAGUAUGAAUCUCUGUUGAAGAGGCAAAUGACAGCUGCUGCGGAAGAAUUGAUAGAUCUGGUACCUUCUUUCGAGGAAGGUGCAUUUUGGGAAAGAGGUACGGAGAUAUCGUAUGAUGAUUGGUAUAGAUGGACUUGGGCGAAGGUUGUAGAUGAUAACGGGGAGGUGAAAGUGCAAGUGGUGGAUAAACCUUUUGUUUUGAGUAAAAAAAGCAUAAAGGCGAAAUAA